AUGAAAAAUUUAAGCAAGUUUUAGCAAACAGAAGAAAAGAUUUAGAAACCUAAAAGCAUAGUAGAUUUUAUAAAAAUACUGAAAGCAGCCAAUAAAAUCACAUAUGAAGAGGAAACAAUUUUAAUGGAUUCUUCAGUUAGAGGUAAUCCUACUUUUAAUGUAAUACACUAAGAGUUUGAAAGAGAGCAGGCUGAACAUUUUAAUGAUGUGAAAUAUUUGCUGAAGUUUAAAAAUUUUCUGAGUUCGAUGCAAAACGCAAACAGAGAUAAACAGUAAGAAACUCUUGAACCUAAAAAUGAGAAGAUCGAAGUAUUAGUAAAGCCAUUGGACUAAUAAUUAGAAGAAAAGGUUAAAAAAAUAGAAAAAGGAAGUCCAAUAAAAAGAAACAGUGGGGUUGCCCAUAUAAAUCAUCCUGCAAGUCUGAAAAAUAUUGAUAAUAAUAAGAAUACGCCAUUGGCGAUUAGUCAAGAGACUUAAAAAAACAGACAGUUUGGAUAAUUCUUCAAAGAAACUAACAAUGAUGAUGAUAUAAUAAUAGCAGGAUAGUAUAACAUAAAAUGGAAUAAAAUUAGAGAGGAUACUUAGCCUAUUUCUUUGAAUUUCCUUUUAAAUUACUUAGCUCCUGAUAAAAAAAGAGAUGAAGAACUGUAAAAUGCAAUAAUACAAUCUGUUACAUCAAAAUAUAAAGAAUUAAAGAAGAAUAUUUCAGAAAUCAGCAGGUUUCUUAUACUUCCAUCUGCUUAAGACUUUAAUUUGUAUACGAUAGUUUCCUUCAUCAGAUCUAUCCUGAAAAACAUGUUUAAAAUCUGUGAUUUUGAAGUUACAAGGAUAGAAAACUCAAGCAUUUCAUUAUUUAGAUCUCAUUCAAUUACUAUAGCUAGUGGAGAUAUAAGAGAAACAGAGAGAGUAAAAAAAAAUCUUCAAGUAUUUGAGUAGGACAAACUUUAUAUUCUAGGAAAUCAAGAAAGAGAUCUAAUAAAUGACUGCAUAAUUGGUGAAAUACCAUAAUAUGUUUAUUUUAUGAAAAAAGCUGUCGAAGGAAAAAUAUUUUUGGUUUACUUUCUUUUAGAUAGUGAAUCGAAGCAAAUAGCAGAUUUUUUAUUUGAAAAUGUUAAUGGCUAAAAAUUUUUGAGAGUAUUCAGAGUAGUGUCUGAUUUGAUCAUUAAGAUUCUGACAGAAAAAAUUUUAGAUAAGUAGUCUUUCAUACUUAAGCUUUUCUACAUAGUAGAAGAAUAUUUAAAAUUGCAAAAAUACAUCCUAGUUAAUAAAUUUUAGGACUCAUUUAAAAUAUUGUUUGAAAAUUCGCUCUAUUUGCAUGAUAAUUCAGAAUACGACAAAAAAAAUUCAAAUUAUCCUAAAGAUGAUCAUUUAAUAUUAUAGCAUGAUUUAAGUAUUAUUGGGACAGAAUUUAAAUACUAUACUUUUAUAGAUGGUAUUUAAAUAAAUAGAUCUCCUCAUUACAAGCAAUUUGAGAAUGUAAUGACAUAGGUUUAUCAUAAACAUAGACAUGCUAUUAGCAGAUAACUUGAAAGGUACGCUGAUUGGAAAAUGGCAUUAAGUUUUAAUUAAGUUAUAUACUUAGAAUUUAAUAAAUUAGGCUAACUUUGCUUCAUAAAUUAGCAACCAUCUACAACUUUGAAAAAAAAACAUAAAAUUUAAUUACCUGAAAAUCAGCAAAAUAUUCAUUACACAGACAUAUUCAAAGAUAAUGAUAAUUUAUUGCAAAAUAUAAAAGAAUGCUAUAUAUAGAAAUCGUACUACAUCCAUAAAGGUGAUUACUCAUCUGAAGAUGUAGAAGAAAAUUUACAAUACUAAAUUAUAGCUCAACCAGGUGUAAAAAAUAAAAUUAAAAUAGUAAAGAUGAACUUAAAAGACAUAGAUUCAGAGGAAGAAAUUCAAUAAAAACAAUACAAAAUAUAAUCUCCAAUUUUCAAUUCUUGUCAAAAAACUUUUAACAAUAAAAUAAGGAACAAACUCACUUACUUUACUGCCAGCGAGUCUAAAAAUAUAAUUUUACAAGAUAAUGAAGCAAAGAAUAGUACAGUUGUUGAAUUUUUAUCUUAGGUAGAAUAAAAAAAAGUUAAUGAAGAGUAGAAAGCUCUAUAUCUUAAAAAGCUUGCUUCUCCUAACAUUUAGCAGAUCAAAAGAAAUAUUAAAUGUAUUGCUGACAUUGGCAACUAAUAAGAAAAAGGAAACAACUAUCUAAAUAGGCUUGUUACAAUCAGAAAAGUUACAGAAAAAGCCAGCUCAAAAAGUGAAAUCCUACUUAAGCCAGAAGAUUUUAAAAUUGAUGAAUAAAUAAACUUAGAAUUAGAAAAUUUUGGGAUUGAUAUAUGGAAAUAUGAUGAAAAUUAGAAGCUUAAAAUUGCUUGGCUUAUCAUGGAGAAAAGAAAUUAUUUUAAAGAGUACGAAAUACCAAUUGAAGAAUUCAUUACUUUUUUAUAUAAAUUAAGAGAAAAGUAUAAUAAGAGAGAAAAUCCUUUUCAUAAUUUCGAUCAUGGAAUUAUGGUUAUGCAUGGUUGUUUUAUGAUAGGUUGCAGAACUAAUGCUAAUAAAUACCUUAAUUCUAUUUAAGAAUUCAGUUUAGUAUUCAGUGGUUUAUGUCAUGAUGUUUCUCAUCGUGGAAAAACAAAUGCUUUUGAAGUAAAUACUAUGUCAAAAUUAGCAAUAAGAUAUCACGACUAGAGUGUUUUAGAAUAGCAUCAUAUUGCUCAUACAUUCAAAAUUCUAAGACAAAGCAAUGCAAAUAUUUUUAAAAAUCUAACAAUCCAGAAGGUAUAAUAAAUUAGAAGAUAUGUCAUCAAUAAUAUCUUAGCCACUGAUAUGAGCAAGCAUUUCGAUUACUUAAAAGAUUUCCAAAAUGAUUUUCUUCAAGAAGUUCACAAGAAAGAGUCAAAUUAAUUUGAGGAAAAAGAAAUUAAUUUAUUAACUGGCACAAUUAUUCAUACUUCGGAUUUCCAUCAUACAGCUUAAAAAUUUGAACUUAGCAAAUAAUGGAGUGUUAAAGUUAACAAAGAGUUCAGCUAAUAAUACAUUGAAGAAGGAAAGUAAGGAGUGUAGCAAACAUCUUACUUAAAAGAUUUAGAUAAAAUGCAUGUCUUGGCUAAAAAUGAAGCUGGAUUUAUUAAAAUGAUUGUGAAACCUCUCUGGGAAACUAUGAAUAAAUUUUUAAAUGAUUAACUAAUAGAGCCAGUAAGUAAUCUUGAAAACUCAAUAUUAGAAUGGAAUAAAAUAUAUGAAAAGGCUCUAAAGGAAGAGGAAGAAAAUUAAAAAUAAUAAGAAAUUAACAAACUACUAGCUUAAUCUCAAUCCUCUCACCAAGCAGGAUUAAAUAAUAAACUUAAAAAUUUAAUUUGA
This is a messenger RNA of Tetrahymena thermophila SB210, 3357 nucleotides long. RefSeq names its product 3',5'-cyclic-nucleotide phosphodiesterase. Gene Ontology annotation, biological process: signal transduction. Gene Ontology annotation, molecular function: 3',5'-cyclic-nucleotide phosphodiesterase activity. The record is from RefSeq and is a predicted model, not a curated record. Lineage: Eukaryota; Ciliophora; Oligohymenophorea; Hymenostomatida; Tetrahymenidae. The transcript is spliced from 13 exons.